This is a messenger RNA of Paramuricea clavata, 3185 nucleotides long. The record is from the annotation of a GenBank genome assembly. Lineage: Eukaryota; Metazoa; Cnidaria; Anthozoa; Malacalcyonacea; Plexauridae.
AUGGGUCAACUUGUGGACGAUAUAGACCGUAUAUUUGAAGAUCAAUCGACCGUCUUUAAAUUGAAUCUAUCCUUUGGCUUUGUUUUGUUUAACAACGAAACGGAGCAGAUGCAAUAUCACCACCCCUCAGCUAACAACAACCGUGUCUUCGACUCCCCAUUCCAGAUUAAUAACCGCAAGGAUUUGGUUCAAGUGCGUACAGCGUUGGAAAACAUCGACAUUCAUGAAUGGGCUCGACAACAACGUCCCAACUCGAAAUGGAUUGUCAUGGAUUUCACCAACGCUACGUUCUACGUCACCAAACUUCGAGACCAUCCCAUAGGUCAAAGUGUCCGACUACCCAAAUACGUAUUGGAUAAUCCUGCCAUUGUGUCGCUUGACUGUGAUAAAAACACUGGCUUGCCAUACGAAGACAAACUAUGCUUCUUUCGUUGUUUGGCCCUACACCGUGGAUGUCAUUCCAAAAAUUUAGAACGUGAUACUCAGCAUUUUUAUGAACAAUAUGACGAUAGUGACGAUUUUGACGGUGUGACACUCGAAGAGCUCCCAGAGUUGGAAAAGUUAUUCGAGUUGAACAUUUACGUCUAUCGCCUUACAGAGUUACAUGACGAAGAUGACGCCACGACCUCCUUUGUGGCUCAACUCAUACAGCGCUCCCAUCGUAGAUAUGCCAAUUCGAUGUAUCUGAACCUCUACGGUAGUCACUUCAGCUACAUUAAGAACUUGGCGAUGUAUUCCAAGUCUUACUGUUGUUCCAAGUGUGACAAGAUGUGGAAAACAGCGAAAGCCUUAAACCGACACGAGCGAACCUGCGAGGCGACAGUUCGUCACAUUUUCCUGGCGGAGUCUAUAAAGUUCCACAAUCUAUCUUCGACUUGUUGGCCGAUGAAGGUAUCGAGAUCCCUGAAGACCUCAAGUACUUCCCUUAUCGCGCUACCUUUGACUUUGAAUGUUAUUUCAAACGUGAAACCGAACAUCCACGAAAUACAGCAAAGUUGACGUGGGAAGCUGAACAUAUCCCCUUGAGUGUCUCUGUAUGUUCGAACGUCCCUGGUUAUGAUCAACCCAAAUGCUUCGUCUCGUCUGGCAGUACAAGUGAAAUGAUCCAACAGUUCGUGGAAUAUUUGGUAAAAAUUAGUCAAGAAAGUUAUGUCUUGUUGUUGGAUCUGUUUGCGGAUGUGUUUCGUCAAAUUGAGGAACGAGUUAAUCAGGUAUAAUUCACACGUAUUAGUAUAUUUCAUAUCCUUAAUAUUUUUUCUUAUAUCUUUAGGCGAGUGAAAACGAGGAGGUAAAUGGUGAAAUCCUUAUUUCUUAUACUGUUGAACUUAUACCAUGUUUCUUCUAUUUUAGCCAAAUUCAGAGGAGCAGCUGGUAGAAUGUCCGAUGGGGUUGGAUAACGAGGUAAACUAUAUAUUUGGUCUAUUAGAUGUUUAUAAUAUUCGUACUUAUUAUGCUGUAUAUUUUUAGGAGAGGGAAGUGAGUGAUGGCGAAGUGGUUGGGGACGAAGUGAAUGAGGACGAAGCAGAAGUUGGAACUUUACUUGAUGGAACUUCCUGUGAUCGGCUUCAACUCGGGCAAGUACGAUAUAAAUGCUGCUAAGAACCCAUUCUUCUCUUACCUAGUGAAACACGAGCAAGUUAAGUUUGUGAUAAAGAGAAACAACAAUCAUAUGUGUCAUAAGACGCAACACUUAAAGUUUCUCGAUAUCACAAACUACUUGGCCCCCGGUUUCAGUUACGAACAGUUCCUCAAAGCGUACGAGUGCUCCCAGACAAAAGGCUACUUCCCUUACGAGUGGGUUGAUUCCCUUGGAAAGUUGAACAACCCAACCCUACCACCACGCGAAACCUUCCAUUCCACUCUAUCCGGAACCGAUAUCACCGAGGAACAGUAUGAGUAUUGCGAGCGUGGCACUCGUCGUCUCCCUGUUGACGGUUUUCACGCUGAAUCACAAACGGUUUUUCAGUUUCAUGGUAAGUUGAAAUUAGUUAAGAUUAAUUAGCUAGAAUUAAGUUAAUUGUGUGGGAGUGAGCUAAUGAGUUUUUAGCGAUUGCGUGGGCUUGCAGGAUAAUUUAUUUUUCUUUUGUAGGUUUAAUAGUAUACUUUAUUCUACUAGGAUGUUAUUGGCAUGGCCACAACUGCCAACUUAACGAAGGUAAAGAAGUCAACGAGAAGCGUGAUAAGCCCAUGAAAGAACUCCUUGAAGAGACAAAAAGAAACAGUGCCUAUAUCACGAAGCAGGGAUUCAAUCUCGUUGAAUGUUGGGAAUGUGAGUGGCCAUGGCGAGAUAUGAAGAAACGAAACAGCGCUCUGCAACGAUUCAUCGCCACCCAUCUGCGCCGACCACUGGAUAAAGUGAAAACCAUGACCAAACAGUCCAUUAUCAACGCAGUGAAGAAUGAUAAACUAUUUGGAUGUGUGGAGUGUGAUAUCCACGUACCUGAGAGUUUGCGAGAAUACUUCAAAGAGAUGUGCCCCAUCUUCAAGAAUACUGAAAUACGUCGAGAAGACAUCGGUGAGUUCAUGAAGAGCUAUGCCGAAGAAAACAACAUCAUGCCCCGACCUCGGCGGAGUCUCAUUGGAAGUAUGAUCGGAAAGAAGAUAAUGUUGGCAACUCCUCUUCUAAAAUGGUAUUUAGAACAUGGUUUAGAGGUACGUUUUAAAUAUUAAAAACUUGUAAAAUUGCAGGAGAAAAUGUUUAACAAACUGUAUUAUCGUUUUAGGUAACACACGUCUACCAGAUAGUCGAGUAUACCCCUAAGCCAUGCUUCAAACCUCUUGGCAAUGCUGUAUCAGAUGCUCGUCGUGCUGGUGAUGCAGACCCCUCCAAAGCCAUCAUCGCGGACAUGAUGAAAUUGGUCGGGAAUAGGUGAGUUUUAAAAUCACGCUGUCGUGACGUAUUCAAGAAAUUCUCAUUUUUUGUAUUUCUUUGUUGUAACAGCUCAUACGGGAAGACCAUCACCAACAAAGAGCGUCAUCGCAAGGUGAAUUACUGCAACGAUGAUGAGGUCUCCGAAUUAAUCAACUCACCAUUCUACCGGCAAAUGAACGUGAUCGACGAUGACACCUACGAAGUGGAAAGUGCUAUGUGUACAUAUGUUCAAGUUAAAAACGCUUUUAGUUAUUUUUAUCCAAAACGUAAAGUUUUGGAGGACGGUGUGUCAACAAUUCCUUUAGAUAUUUAG